Molecule: messenger RNA, 7746 nt
Organism: Lethenteron reissneri (Far Eastern brook lamprey)
Lineage: Eukaryota; Metazoa; Chordata; Hyperoartia; Petromyzontiformes; Petromyzontidae
Gene: DGAT1
Product: diacylglycerol O-acyltransferase 1
Biological process (GO): triglyceride biosynthetic process
Cellular component (GO): endoplasmic reticulum membrane
Molecular function (GO): diacylglycerol O-acyltransferase activity
Source: RefSeq, a predicted model, not a curated record
GAGGGGGGGAAGUGCGGCGCCUACGAGGCAGCAGCAGUCAGCAAGUUGGUGGUGGUUGAGGGUUGAGUCAACUUGGCUCCUUUGUCGCUCUCGCCGCGCUUGCCUUGUGCCUCCAGGUGCCAGGAGUUGUUCGUUACCGCUGAAGCGAGGAGGAGCAGAGGGAGGACAAUGAAGGGCUCGUCCACUCCCGACAAACCCCAGGCGACGGAGGGCGACGGCGCGCCCCCUCCGCGAGCUCGCGGCGCCAGGAGGCGCUGCGCCAGCUCGAGCGGCCCCGGCGCGAGUCCGGCGGGAGAAGCGCCGCGCGGACUCCGGGACAACAAGCAGGAGGAGGGCGGCGGCGGCAGCCUGAAAUGCCACCGAGUGCAGGACUCACUCCUGAGCUCCUCCAGUGGUUUCAGCAACUAUAGAGGCAUCAUCAACUGGUGUGUCAUCAUGCUGGUGCUGGGAAACGCCCGUCUCUUCCUAGAGAACCUCAUGAAAUAUGGAAUACUCGUUGACCCAAUUCAGAUCGUUUCGCUGUUUCUGAGUGAUCCGUACAGCUGGCCUGCCACUUGCCUGGUCAUCGUGUCUAAUCUGUUCAUUAUGGCCGGUUUCUUCAUCGAGAAGCUUCUUGCAUCGGGAAUUCUGGGAGAGCGGCCGGGCCAAUGGCUGCACUGGCUGAACCUGCUAACAGAGCUAACGCUGCCUGUGGUCGUCACGCUCCUCGUCUCGUCUAUGAAUCCCAUCUGCUCCGCCAUCAUGCUGUUCGUCUACACGGUGCUCUUCCUAAAGCUCUACUCGUACGCCGACGUCAACCGCUGGUGCCGCGAGCAGCGUGGCAAACCUGGCGCAGGGCGCCGCAUCGCGCGUUCCCUCUCCACAUCUUCAGUUGGCAAGGUGAACGGAGAAGCCAAACAGGUGGCAGUCGUGCAUUACCCUGACAACCUGAACUAUAGAGACCUCUACUACUUUGUAUUUGCACCGACGCUCUGCUACGAGCUCAACUUCCCUCGCACGUCGCGUAUUCGCAAGCGCUUUCUGCUGCGCAGGAUAUUUGAGAUGCUGUUUCUCAUGCAGCUCAUGCUGGGAUUCAUCCAACAGUGGAUCGUUCCAAGUAUUCGCAACUCGAUGAAGCCACUCAUCGAGAUGGACGUGUCACGUGUAGUGGAACGGCUGCUUAAACUUGCCGUCCCAAACCACCUCAUCUGGCUCAUCUUCUUCUACUGGUUCUUCCACUCCUGCUUGAACUUGCUGGCGGAGAUCAUGAAGUUUGGCGACCGAGAGUUUUACCGCGAUUGGUGGAAUGCGCAGACUGUCACCUACUUCUGGGCCAACUGGAACAUCCCGGUGCACAAGUGGUGUGUCCGACACUUCUACAAGCCACUGCUCAAGAGGGGCUUUAACAAGAUGCACGCGCAGCUGGGCGUCUUCCUCCUCUCCGCUUUCUUCCACGAGUACCUGGUGAGCGUGCCGCUGAGAAUGUUCCGGAUCUGGGCGUUCAUGGGCAUGAUGGCACAGGUCCCCUUGGCAUGGUUUGUCGGCAGCUUUCUGAGCGGUAACUACGGAAACUCUGCCGUGUGGCUGAGCCUGAUCCUCGGGCAGCCGGUGGCGGUGUUUAUGUACGUGCACGACUACUACGUGCUCAACUUCAGGGACGCCGCGCAGUGAGGCGCCCCUUCUUCGCCAUCCACAGCGCCUCCCGGCUCUGCACGGCCUCAACAUUUUUCCAUCUCGGAUGCCAGCCGUGUGGUCAAUCAGGCGACAUGUACCACCGAGCAGGGGCUUCGUGCUUCUCCAGGCCGUGAGGAAAGUUUCUGCGGAGUGGGUGCCGAGGGCCCUGUGACAUUGCAGUACACUUCGAGCCGUGUCAUCGCGCGUUUGGGAAUUCGCCAUUGUAGGGGCAGUGGUGAUUGGGUGAGUCGCCCCGAUUGGAAUAGGUACCGAUUAAGUAAUUGAGAUAGUGAUUUGUUUUGUUCUCCGUCCUCUAUCACCAAAACCAAUAGCCGUGCAACGAUGCCAAUUAACCGAUCCGGGAGUACUAAUGAACGGCCUCCUCAUUUGGGUUAAUGGUAUCGUGGGUCUGACUUAUUGUUAUAUAGAACAAAGACAAUUACAAUGGACUUGAUAAUGGUGAACUUUUUAUUUAAUUGUGAAAGAGACUAACAUCUGGAACUCACGUGGCUGAAUGUGAAGGUGUCAUUGUAAUUGCUUGUGAAUUGUAGACGGACGUAUUAGUGGCGUUUUAUUCUGUUUUAAACAUCAAACAAUGGUAUUGGCUUCUGUUAUAGAUGUCCUGAGGACCACCAAAAAUUUAAUUGCAUAUUCUUCGUUUUUUUGCAUGGGUAUUCUGACGUGGUUAUGGUUUUAUUUUAUAGGCCACAGGAUUAUUCAUUUUCACAUAUUCGCUCUAAUGCUUGUAAGCGUUGAUUUUCUUUGCAUUUGUUAAUUUAACACCGAUUAGCUUAAUGGUUCCUGUUAUAGAAAAUAAUGGCGGGGUGAUGUUACUGUGUGUAAUCCAAAUGGAACAAUUUGUAGGCAAUUUUUCAACAUUGGGAUGUUUAGCUAUGGGAGGAAACGGGAGUACACAAACCGCCAGUCAGGAAUUGUAUCGAGGCCCUUCAGUGGUUGAUGGCAUGACCUUUAUAUCAAUGACACCAGAGAAAUAGGGGAUUAAUUUGAGGGACGUAUUGGCCAGAUGAUGCAGUAUAAUUUAAUCUCAUUUUGCUUGCCAUGUGCCGUCACAAAGAGUUAAAUGAGAUUCUAGUACAAAAUUUUGCCGGUCUAGGAUAGAUUAAUAACCUCCAUGCUGUUAACAUAACACGAUGUCUGGGGUAUGUUAUAUUCCUUAUUUACCCAGGAAAGCUACACCAAGUCCAAAUAUUAUUUUACUGGAGGGUCUACUACAUUGAUUGCAAUGUUCGGCCAAUACCAGUGACAUUGUGUGUUGUCUUUAGCCAUGGGAAGAAACGAGAAGCUGGAGUAAACUCGUGUAGAACAUGGGUACAGGAUACAAAACCCACACAGCAAGGCACCCGAGCUGGGAAUUAGACCCAGUUCCUUUAUGCUAUUAGGCGUGAGUGUUACCACUGUGCCACCCUGCCUGAUGUGCAAUGUGACUUGGCAUCACACAAAAUGAGCCACACCACAUUUUAUGUCUGUGGAUUUAUUGAAUUCCACCAGAGGUCUUUCUAAGGUGUAUUUGUGCGGCUUAACAUUGGUAAUUUCUAUGACAUAAUGCACGUAACCCUGUCGAAGACACCGUUUAACUUCACGUGCGCACCAUGCGUCAUCGCUCUCAUUACGUUACCCCCCCCCCCCCCCCCCGUCAAAUGCUACAACCCCAAUUGAUCAUUAAAUUUCAAAGCAAAAAACACCCAUGCAGUGUUACUGGCAUUGGCCAAACACUCCAGCUCUGACAAUACCGGCAAACUACUGAACACCACCCCCUACUGUGCAAAAACUUGGCAGGACCCUCCUGAAAAAUAGUUUUGAGACUUGGUGACUUAGGCUUUCUUGGGUAAACAAGCAUAGUCGUCCUCUUAAUAAUCACCACGUUCACGGUAUAAUCGCACGAGUUAACUGAAGGCAGACUGGACAACAGUCCACAAGCAUUUGGUCAAGAAGAGAAGCAUCUGUUUCUUAAUUCUUAGUUGAGUGAUUAUUUUAAACACCUACUCAGCAGCUCUACGAUCUCAAUCCCAUGAAACAAUGCUUGUCACAUUCUACAAAUGGCCACGAUGAUUACGGAUUGUAUCUCACAAUGAAGUUGGAUCCGCCAGCAGCAGCAAUCAUUCGACUGUGGCAAGCGUGACAGUUUCUCGAGCGUUUUUAAUUGAGGCAAGUUUUGCAUCUCAUCUGUGUCCAGGUGUGGCGCUGUGUUUGAUACAAAGCCCGUGCCAAAUGGCAUCACCGACCGCGUGCGACUCGCUAAGACGCGUACGGAAUUAAAUGCAGUGAAAGUGGCGAUUUCCAAAAUUGCUGCACCACAGUUUGCCAUUGAAGUUGCUCUGUUUUGAUACGGACACUGUUUGGAAUGUGCCACCAUGAGGUCGAAAGGGCCUAAGAGUGGACAGUAAAUGUCAUUUCUUGAGAUGUUUUAGCCAUUACAGUUUGGUUGAGCGUCUCACCCUGUAACGUGGGAAAGGGAUUUAUCGAUGUGGUAGCAGUGGAACCGAUGUAAUACGGGGCUCCACUAUUAAUGACUCGCUAAGAUAUUGGUGAUGGUAAAACUAUUUUUAACGGAAUUAUGGAAUUGUACUGUAAGGGACUUUCAUGUGUGCAGACGUUGCAAUGUUUUACGAAUGUGAUGAACGCUGCUGAAUUUAUUCGUGUAAUUGUUGUAUUUGUUGCAACAGGAAAUAGCACCAGGAAUGCGGCCUUGUUUGUUAAUUAUUAAUGUCUUCAUUUGACUGUUAGAAUUGCUUUGUGGGGUGAAUAUGCAUGUGAUUAGUGCAGCUUUAGGGCCGCAUUCACAGUCACGGCUUGGAUCUGACUCGGCCUCAGAUGCGGCCUCGGCUCAGGCUUGAGCUGCUUCGUUGCUUCCAAAGAUGCAUGAGUAGCUCAGCCGUGAAUUGACUCAGGCUCAGCUCAUGGAAAUCUUGAGCGUGGCUGGGACCAUGCUCAGAGCUGGCUCCGGUUUAGCACGGUGGCUUUGAGCCGGCUCAGUUGAACCAGAGUGGACCUUGAGCUGUGACCAAGAAUACAGGCCUAAGAGUGGAUGGUGAAUGUGAUUGCUUGAGAUGUUUGGCCACCUAACCUGUGUGGACCAAUAAUAUAGUUAAAUCUGUAUUUCUUGUAUUUCCCAAGAUGUUUUUUUGUUAUUUGGAUUGAUGUUUCUCUGAAGUAUAUUAAUUUUGAGGAGGUUCAAGUCAUGUCCUGGACCCUAAAUAAUGUGUUGGUGGAAAGGCAGUUUGCACUGAUAGUUUGUAGCAAAACCCAAAUCAAUGUCCACUUCAACUGGUUUUGUCAUUUUUCUGUCAAGUUUGAUAAAUAUGCUAUUCUGCCACCGUGUGCAUCAACCCAUGAAUGCCUCGCAUUAUAACGGCACAUUGACAAAAACCCAGUGUUGUGGCUUUGAAUGCACUGUUCAGUCUGGAGAGACGAUAGGGUAUGGUUACAAACUCUUGGUGCUCUAAGAAGUGGGCCAUGCCUUUCGUAUACAUGAUGUGCCUGAGUCCAACCAUGCAUCUGCUAUAGGAAGUAUAAAUAUUGUUAGUUUAUUCUGGUUGUUUUACCUAGGCAGCCUCACUAAGUGUCAAUACUUUUUUUCAGAAGGGCCCUGUAGUUUUUUUUGAAGUAACGGUCAAUAUUGUGCCUGUGUAACCCCAAUUGAGUAAUUUGGAGGAAUAUUUGUAGCAUUGGGAUGUUUGGCCAGUACCAGUUACUACAUUCCAUGCUUUUAGCUAUGGGAAGAAAGUGGAGAACCCGGAGUAAACCAAUGCCAAACAGGGGGAGAACAUACAAACUCCACACAUUAAAGUUCCCGAGUCGGGAAUCGAACCAAGGUCCCUCUUGUUGUGAGGCGAGAGUGUUACCGCUGCGCAACCCUGCCACAUUAAACGUCCCAAAUUUGUUGUUAAGAAAAAAUAGUGAAUCAUUAAAAUCAUAUGGAUUGCCUGAAUACAUAUUAGCUUAGCCUUUCUUAAGCUUUGUUAAAAACCAUUUUGUUAAAAAAUACAUUUUUGUUGGGGUUAGUACAGGAGCCGCCCCGUGGCUCGUGAAGCGGGGUGGGCGGUGUUGCCGCUGAUCCUGGAAGGGCCCAGGGCCAUCCCUGGGCCACCGAGCCCACUUGCCAGUCGACGUGGAAGGGCCACAUGGGUUGUAGGUGUCUGUGUGCCCAGAUAAUUGUAGCUUCACUUUGUGGGUGGCGGGGUGGUGCAGUGGUAACACUCAUGGGUUCCAGUCCCGAAUCGGGCGCCUUUCUGCCAAGUUUGUAUUCUCUCCCUCUGUUCUGUGUCUUUCCUACAGAUACACAAUGUAAUAAGUAUCAGCCUAACAUGCAAAUGCUGAAUAUUUACUUCCAAAUGACUCAAUCGGGAUUAUGCCCAGCAGCAACAUCGCCCCCUACUGUGUAAACUUGGCAGGACCCUCCUGAAAGUCUUGAGACUCGAGGCUUUCGUGGGUGAACAAGCAUAGUCGUAAUACUACUCAUCGUUUUCUAUUCAAACAACAAAGCAUGUUAUGGAAUAAUGUCCCUGUGGUGCCCACCAAGUAAUAAGCAACAUAUCUGAAGCGUCCCUGCAAACUAAAUGUGCAUAUUUGCACGUUUGUACUGGACAAUUAUUUUUAUUUUGCAUACCUACCAAAAGCUAUCUCACAUUUUAUAAAAUCACAGUCGUGGUUGCGUCGUCUUCGCAACUUUUUUCAGGUACUUUUGUCAACACGUCAACCGAGGUUGAAAGUGUUUUGUGUGUCAGCUAUGUCCAUUCGUACCGUGGGGACACUGACUAUUGUAAUAAUACAACGUGAACAACCCUGUAAGAGUUUAUGAAGUGGCUUCCUCUGCUAUGUCCUCUGCCAGUGUCUCGAGCUUUGCUCUUGUGCAGACCACUUUGGGAUGCUUUGCACUUUAUCUGAUUUGUUUUAUUCAUUAGGCCAGCUCCUCGCUGACAUGUGGAUUCAGGGUGAGUGACUUGCUGCGUAGCCGAUGAAGAAAGAUUGCCCUGAAUCAUCAAGAUUUGCUUUUGUAUAGUGCCCUCCUAUACGCCGGGGCGCUUUAUAUAGCAUCUCAGUCUAAAAGGGCACCCCCCCCCCCCCCCCCACUGUGGGCACAUCUGAGGGACAAUUGGAGGCCAUAAAUAUGGCUGCAGUCGUUUAGAACACAGCUUAAAGCAGCUUCACGUCACCAAAGGCAGCAGUUUGCAGUUUCCUGAAAAACUCAGUGAGCGGCUAUGCCCUGGUGCCUGUGGGGGAAAAGCAGCGGCAGCCGAACAGCCACACCAUGGGCAACGCCCCUUUUGCUGAUCCAGGCUGCAUCAUCAACCGUACAAAUCUCACAACCUCCAAGGGGACAUCUACAUUAGCAGUGGGAUGCAAAAUAGGAAUUCGUCAAUGACAAGAUGUGGCAACAAAAGCAGUUAAUUUGCGGUGGAGGGGGGGCGAGGAAGUGUUUCCACCUCUGGACCACCACAUUGCAUCUAGAACAUCAUAAAAACAAAUUGUGACGCGCAGAGGCCAGCGGGAAGGCAAUCAGAACCGGCGCCAAAGAUUGCCCAAGCUCUGUGGCCCUAUAUUGGGAUGUUUGACCAACUCCAUGAAUGUUUAUACGAGUGGGAGGAAACACGAGAACCUGAAGAAACACCACACGUGCAAGGGGAUAACACUCAAUCUCAGUACGGAUGGAAAUUAAUACACUUGCAGUUUGACGAGUGGGCGUGCGAGAUCCACCGCCCUGAGUCGUUGCACUCCCGGCCACAAGCGGCACAGCCACCGGCACCCGGGUCGUCCGUGUCCCCGCAUCGAGCAGGCAGGGCGAAACGCGUGUGUCCUUAUCAACGAUCGCGGACAGCUACUCGGGGAAAAUUUGUCAAUAUGAUAACUCUUCCUCAUAGUGAGCUCAUCUCAGGACUAACAACGAAUGUAAUUAAAAGUAUGAGUGCAUGAGACGCCACGCUGUUUAUACGUUUUGUAAUGGUCGUGCCAUGCUCUGAAAUGUGACCACUGACGUUGCCGUCGCGCAAUUCACACGUUUGUUGGCGUCUGUUCAGUUUGCAAGGCACACGCACAUUCAAAAUAUCUGUAAAAUAAAAUUAACGAUCCGGGUGC